Messenger RNA from Cynoglossus semilaevis (tongue sole), 4260 nucleotides. RefSeq names its product beta-1,3-galactosyltransferase 2-like. NCBI's taxonomy places the organism in Eukaryota, Metazoa, Chordata, Actinopteri, Pleuronectiformes, Cynoglossidae. The transcript has 2 exons. Gene Ontology annotation, biological process: protein O-linked glycosylation. The record is from RefSeq and is a predicted model, not a curated record. Gene Ontology annotation, cellular component: Golgi membrane. Bases 745 to 1842 code for a protein of 365 amino acids. Gene Ontology annotation, molecular function: N-acetyl-beta-D-glucosaminide beta-(1,3)-galactosyltransferase activity.
CCCCCCCACACGCCUCUAGGGGGCCCUAGCGCCUGCAAUCCUGCUGUGAGUGACUCUGACGUCAUCAGUGUUAGCUCAGUUUACACAAGUUGAAUCUAUUUGUUUUGUAAAUAACCUUAAUGAGUUGACAGAAACAGAGAUGUUGGGAUAGUUGUUGGGAAAUAAACAUGGGGGUGGGGUUAGUGAUGACGACAUAAGAUUGACAGCUGGAUGGUCCAAUGAAGGCCUGACCACAGGGAUCUGUCAAAGUGGAUCGAUAAUCUGAUCUAUUGAUACAAAGCACACGGGCUCUUUCCAACACGCGCGUCAUUUUUGUUGUUCUCGUACUCCCCCUGGUGGUCGAAAUCGAGAGUGACUGAAUGUACAGUGUGAACCUGACGCAGGUGAAAUAACGUGAAUAUCCUGCGUGUGCGAGCUUCCGGAUGUGGACGCUCGGUUUUGGUAUUACCCCCGGGAGUUUUUGGGCUCGUAAUUGACUGAUAAUCACAAAGAAAAAAAAAAAAACCAACCCUCUGUGGAUUGUGUGGACCGCCGCGGGCUGUUCCAGAGACGAGCGCGCUCACCCACGGUGAGUCACAGACUCGCGGAGAGGGACAGAGUUCAGCAGCACUGCCUCCACACACAGUGAUGAACGGCUCUGAGCACCUGCGGCUUUGAACACCGGGCCACACCGGGCUGACGAGGAGGAAGUCGAGGCAGAGCGGCCGCGUCGGUCCAGAUUGAUUUUAUUUAUUUUAAAUACACAUGCAGUUUAUCAUGGAAAAACCACGGAAAGCCCUGAGGAUCGUGCGGACGAUACGGAGGAAAAGCGAGGGCGGUGUUUACAAGAUGUUGCCGAGUCCACGCCUUUUAAUGUGGAAGGGAAGGAAACGUGCAAAACACAUCUUUCUCGGGAUCCUGGCCCUGGUGGUCAUCUACGUGCUCUUCCUCACCUUCGACGGCAGACUGACUUUCCAGCCCUACAUGUCCACGACGACAUUUUACGUGGCGUACCCCGGGAACUACACCAUCAUCAUGGACAACACGCCUGUGUGUAGGACCAGGAAUCCCUUCCUGGUCCUGAUGGUCCCCGUCGCACCUCGUGGUGUGAAGUUCCGUCACACUAUUCGAAGGACGUGGGGAAGUGAGAGAACAGUUCUGGGUCAGAGGGUGGACACCAUCUUCUUACUGGGCCUCCCCAGUGGAGAGGAAACUGAGCAGCAGCAGGAGCUGCUCUUCUGGGAGAACGAACAGUACCAAGACAUGAUCCAGAGCGGCUUCCUGGACAGUUACCGCAACCUGACCAUCAAGACCAUGUUCAUGCUGGAGUGGUUGGUCAAGAACUGCAAGAAUACGUCGUAUGUCAUGAAGAUAGACUCAGAUAUGUUACUUCAUGUCCCGAACUUGGUCAAACUCCUGCUGGACCCCAUCACGCCCAAACACAACUACAUGUCAGGGCUGGUGUGGUGGCACAGCCAGGUCCUGAGGAACCCAUUUAAUAAGUUCUACAUGCCCAGACACGUGAUUGCGGAGCCGGAGUACCCACCGUACCCUCUGGGCAUGGCCUACGUCAUGUCCAUGGAUCUGCCCGAGAAGAUCCUCAGUAUCUCAACAGAAAUCAAACCAAUCUACAUCGAAGACGCCUACCUGGGCAUGUGCCUACAGCACCUGGGCAUCUUCCCCACCGACCCCCCGGACACGGACUUGUACAUCGUCAAGCCCGUUCAUCCUCUGAGCAACUGCAGCCUUACAAAAGUUAUAGCCGUGACGACGACGGGCAUCGACCUCAUGAACAUUUACUGGGCGAGGAUUCAAGACUCUGAAACCACAUGUAAUUUGACAUAUUAUUACUACUACUACUAAUGAGGUGAAGUAGAGGUGCAGUAUAGAAAUGACGUGGAACGGUGUCCUGUCUGUUUACCAGAAAUGUAGUUUUGGCUUUUUUUUAAUUUUUUUUUAAAUUUUUGGUGACAAGAUGAACUUUUGCUGAACCUGAAAUAUGUUUUCAAGUACAAAUUGGAAAAAAAGUGUGUUUGUCUUAAAGACAAGGUUUACAGAAGGUCUUUAUUAGGGAUGUCCGAUAUGCCGAUGAUAUCCGAACACUUGAGUUCCAAUUCCGUUAUCAACCAACACCGAUAUAUAGGCCUGGUAAUAUUUAUUUAUUUAUCUGUGUAAACCACUGUAAGAGUUGCUGACAUCAGCAUUCUGCCUACCAUCCACUAUGAGUAUUAAAAUAGAUUAAUAAAAUGGGCUGCAAUACUGCCAUCUAGUGGCUUUCACUUUCAUGUACAGUUGUUUUUUCCUCCAAAUUUUUUUGGUGAAAGCCAGGCAUUAUCGGAGAAAGAAAUCGGUAACAAUUCUGACAGAUAUUACGUGAUCAUGCUAAUAUCGGGGGGCGAUAAUAUCGGUCGGGAUCAAGAUAAGGCAUCCCUAGUCUUUAUUCUAAAGUGGGGGUUUUGGGUAGAAUAAACGUGUUCUGGUGACAGGAUGCAUACGCACAAAAAAACCCAAUUCAGUCCAGUUCAGUCUGCUCUGGUGUUCGCCACCUGCUGUUGUUCAGCGGUAUUUUUCAUUUCACUCCAAACACAGUAAACACUCGUCUGUCGUGACGGAGACUCGCGACACACUAAAGAGUAAGGAUCGGAACAUAUGAUGAACGUAACAUGAACGUUUCAUUUCCGAUAGUCGACCUCAUCGCUCGCUUACAGAAACCACUCCAAAAGAACACGACCGAGCCACUUGUUCGCAGUAACUAAUAUUUGAAAAUAAAAUUAACGCUUUGAGAAAAAAAAGGACUUUUGAGGAAAGAUGUGCGAUUUUAUAAAAUAAUGACUUUACUUUUAGGUUGAAAAGUUCUUCUGAAUUGUUGGUGGUGUCAAAGGGAAGUUGUUUUAAGGAAAGUGAAGCGCUUAAGUAUUUUCUUUGUUCUUGGAUCUUUGAUUUCAAAUAUCUUUAUUUUUUCACUUUCACUGAAGUUCAUUUCCUGUGAGAGUCGGACCACAGGGAUCAAGAUAAGGCUUUUUAUUUUAGCUAGAGUUUGGUUUUUUUUUGGCUAACGAGGUUGCUGUAGGUGGGAGCGAAACUAGAAAAAUGUGUGGACUUUCUGAAUUCUGUGCUGUAUUUAUGGGCAUGUGUUUGGUGACGACAUCAUGUCAGUGUCUGAGGUUCUGUUGUUUUCAUUUUUUUAAAUAAAUAAACAGAUUUUUUAUAAAUGUGGUCUGAACACGUGCUGCUGCACUCGAGACUCAAAGUUACUCCUUGUUACUACGAAACACAGUAUCCAGGUCCUUCAUUGGCGUGUACUCCUACACCUCAUGUGACGAUGACACAACCCAGAAUCAGAACAAUAACCAGGCGUUACAUAAAACAUUCCGUCAGGUAAAUUCACCUGCAUUAAGGCUUCGGGUUUCAGCGAACCGUCGUACAGUCAGACUGACAGCUUGGACUGUGACGGUGACACCUAUAGGCAGAAACUACUUCCGUUAAGUGGAAAAAGGGUGUGUGUGUGUGUGUUAUGAGGUGUUGCGGUUCUUGUGGGGACACUUUGCAAAAAUUGAAAUGUUAAGGAUCAAUAUUUAGUUUGAAGAUAAAAGUAAAGUUUGUGUCAGAGUUCGGCAAAUGGUAAAGGUUACGGUGAGGUGAUGUUCACUGUGUGUGUGUGUGUGUGUCUGUGUGUGUGUGGGCCGCAUGUUGGGGUUUUGUGGGCUGGAAGUGGCCCCCGGGCCAUAUUUUGAGACCCGUUGACAUGGUAUCUGCUCUAUGACCGACUGAAAAACGAGUCCAGCUCUGAACCGCUGGACCACCGUCCUGGAGUCACGACCUCAGCUGCUGUUUCUCUUCUCUCCUCGAAACGUUUGUUCGAAGUUCAUGUAGAAAAACAAUUCAUACAUCCUGUCUCUUUAAGGAGGUUUUCUUCAUAUUUAUAUAGAUAUUUACUGUAGAUGUUUACACAGGGACAACAAAGGAUGGGCUCGUUACCAACGGGUAAUCCUGAAGACAAAGAGGACAUUGUUUCUAAGUGUGUUUUCUUAGUGUGUAAUCUCUGUUGCCAUACAGGCGUUGUUCUGUUGACACUGUUGACACUGUUGACACUGUUGACAGAACAAACUAAUCUGCCUGUCCUAGUGUGAUUGUUGUUUCACAAACGGUUGAAACAGUCAGUGGCGCUGACCACAUCAAAAAGACACUGGGUUUUUAUUAUCUCACACUUCAAGACAGAUUUAAUAAACAGGUGAUGUAUAUGUGGAUAUAUUUAUAUAUAUAUUUUCUUGGUAUGUACAU